AUGUUGCUGUCGUCUUCUUCUUUCCUCCUCCCGACAACAAUCGCUUCUCGGAGGAAAAAAGGAAGAAACAACAGCAGUAAAAGAAACGAGGUGAAAUGCUUUUCGUACGCUUCUCAUUCCUCCUCCUUUUCGCCGUUCAAAUGUCCCACGUGCGCAAAACCGUUGACGAAGCACUCGAUGGCAUUACGCUGCCCAAACGAGCACUCGAUAGAUAUCGCGAGAGAAGGAUUCGCGCACUUACUGACGACAAGAACAGUAACAGGAGAUACUCGAGAGAUGGUACAAAGCCGGAAACAGUUUCUCGACUCUAAAACGUUUGAUUUUCUCUUCGAAGAGAAACUGAAACGAGAAGUGCUGGAGGCGGUGUCUCGAUGCCUUGAAAGCGAAGAAAAGGAGGAAAACGCUGACGAUGAGAAGAGCAAUGGUAUAAAGAGUAGCAACAGCGAGAAGAGCGAGAAAACGCAACAUCAUCCCGAGGAUGGGAAUACUAAUAGUGGCUUUAAAGUUGGUCCUCGACGGAAAAAAUUGGAGGCGAAGAAACGCGCGCGAGCGGAACAAGCGCUCGAGAUGAACAAUAAGAGGAAAGAAGAAGAAGAGGCGGAAGAAGUGGUUUUUGUUACGAUUGCAGACAUCGGGUGCGGCGACGGGUACUGGUUGGAGAAGAUUUCGAGGUGGUUGGUGUUUGGGGAAAACGAUGAAGUCGUAUCGCUGCGCGAAAGAGCGAGGAAACGGAACGUUCGAUUUAGAUUUAUCGGCAUCGACGCGAGUAAAGAAGCGGUGAGAGUCGCGGCGAAACGAAUGAUGAUAACUACUGCUGCUAAUGAAGAUGAAAGAAUUUUAGAAGAAAAAGUAAACGGGGCGGAAUUCUUCUUUGCCGUUGCCGACGCGAACGACGUGCCGAUGGAAGACGACAGCGUCGACAUUUCUUUGAGCGUCUUUGCGCCUCGAAACGGAAAAGAAAUCGAAAGAACGAUGAAAGAAAAAGGCACGUUCCUCGUCGUCUCUCCGUCGCCUUUGCAUUUACAGGAGUUGCGCUCGAACGAGGCGAAAGAACGCGGGGUUAUUUGUCUCAACAUCGAAGACAACAAAUCCGAACGCGUCGAAAAGCAACUCAAAGAAUUGACGUCCUUAGCGCCAAUUGAAAGUAGUAGUCGUAGUGAUAGUAAUAGUAGUAGCGAAAUCAUCGAACGCGCCGUUCCGAUGUCUUCGCAAGACGUUCAACUCCUCCUAAAAAUGGGCGCGUCCGGGUUCCACCAAACAGAUGCGUCCUUAAAUGCCGCGCGCAACUAUUGGAACUCGAACAACACCGUGGCGAAAACAAGCGCUUCAGCGAGCGCAGAAAGAGGAGGAGGAGAAGGAGUAGGAGUACACGAAGAACCGCCGCAUAGGAAGGUCACCCUGAGCUUCCACGUCCGCGCGUUUUCAAAACAGAAAUAA
Messenger RNA from Bathycoccus prasinos, 1437 nucleotides. Its product is annotated as rRNA (guanine-N(1)-)-methyltransferase. The coding region runs from base 1 to 1437 and encodes 478 amino acids. NCBI's taxonomy places the organism in Eukaryota, Viridiplantae, Chlorophyta, Mamiellophyceae, Mamiellales, Bathycoccaceae. The transcript has a single exon. The record is from RefSeq and is a predicted model, not a curated record.